GACCCAUGCCUUUUCGCCGUUGUUUCUUCUUCAUUCUUUCUUUUUACAAUUUAACAUUCUUUUUUUCUCUCUUCUCUAAUCUUCUACCAAAUCUUCCUCAAUCCCGACUUACCUGUAUAAAUACCUGGAAGAUUGGAACACCAAAUCACUCAUCUUUUCAACCUUUUAAUUUAAUCAAAUUCAACCAAACUUCGGGGAAUAUCCAACAACUUUUCGGCUGCUUCUUCUUCUUCCAACAAUCAUGGCUUCUGUCUAUCUAUCUCCUCCUUCUGCUGCUCUCUGCAAUUCACAAGCUAGCAAAAACUAUGAAGCAAGGAAUGGAUUGCUUACCACAAAGGUUAGCUUGGCUGGAGGAUUGAAAUCAAAUUUAGCCAUGGUUUGUUUAGGGAGUAAAUCAUUGCGCAAGGUCAAGGGAGAUUUUAGAACUAGAGCUGCUAUUGUUUCUGGAGAGGGUGAUCUAUUGUCUUACUCCAGCAACAAUGGUAUAUUGGGCCAAAAUAUUCUUGACAAUGAUCAAUCCCUUGGAAUUGAGAGGCAAGCCGAUGCAGUAGCUUUGGGGGCACUUUCUGCAGAUACUGCACCUACAUCUGUUGGGUUUUCAAUGGAGAAUGAUGAAUGUGAUUUAGAUCGCCCAACUGAAGGUUUUGCUUCUAUUGCUGAGGCAAUUGAAGAUGUUCGUCAAGGAAAGAUGGUGAUUGUGGUAGAUGAUGAAGACAGAGAGAAUGAAGGAGAUCUGAUAAUGGCCGCAGAGUUAGCAACACCUGAGGCUAUGGCCUUUUUUGUGAAGCAUGGAACUGGGAUUGUUUGUGUCAGCAUGAAGGAAGACGAUUUGGCGAGACUGCAACUCCCUCUCAUGGUCAAAGAUAACGAGGACAAGCUUUGCACAGCAUUUACUGUUACAGUGGAUGCAAAACAUGGUACAACCACUGGCGUGUCAGCUCGUGAUCGUGCUACUACAGUAAAGGCCUUGGCAUCAAAGGACUCCAAGCCUGGGGACUUUAACCGUCCUGGCCAUAUCUUUCCAUUGAAGUAUAAAGAGGGAGGUGUUCUGAAGAGAGCUGGACAUACUGAAGCUUCUGUUGAUUUUGCUAUGUUAGCUGGAUUAAAUCAUGUUGCAGUUAUUUGUGAGAUUGUGGAUGAUGAUGGCUCAAUGGCUAGAUUGCCUAGGCUCCGUGAAUUUGCACAGAAGGAAAACCUCAAGAUAGUCUCUAUUGCAGAUCUAAUAAGGUACCGGAGAAAAAGAGCCCAAUUAGUAGAACGUUCUUCUGCUGCAAGGAUCCCUACAAUGUGGGGGCCUUUCACAGCUUACUGUUACAAGUCAUACCUGGACGGCAUAGAGCAUAUUGCAAUGGUUAAGGGAGAAAUGGGCGACGGACAGGAUAUCCUAGUAAGAGUUCAUUCAGAAUGUCUUACAGGAGACAUAUUUGGUUCAGCCAGAUGUGACUGUGGAAAUCAGCUUGCACUUGCAAUGAAACAAAUAGAGGCUGCUGGAAGGGGAGUGUUGGUCUACCUCCGUGGCCAUGAAGGCAGAGGAAUCGGUUUAGGCCAUAAGCUUCGUGCAUAUAAUCUACAGGAUGCUGGUCGUGAUACUGUUGAAGCCAACGAAGAACUGGGAUUGCCUGUUGACUCACGAGAGUAUGGAAUUGGUGCACAGAUAUUGAGGGAUUUGGGAGUUAGAACAAUGAAGUUGAUGACAAACAACCCAGCAAAAUAUAUAGGGCUCAAGGGUUAUGGUCUUGCUGUAUCUGGGAGAGUGCCUCUUGUUACUCCGAUAACAAGUGAGAAUAAGAGAUAUCUGGAAACAAAGCGUAAAAAGAUGGGUCAUGUUUAUGGCCUAGACCUAAUUAGCAGCAAUGGAAGCAGUCCAAAGACCGAAAAUGGCAAACUCAACACAAACAGUUCAUCAGAUGCUGCAGUUAACUUAUAGGUUUGAGCAUUUGACUAUAUAUAUAUAAAAAUAUUCUACACACUAAUUUAAAAUCCAGGCAAAUGCUUUUAGAAGCUCCUUGAUCAAGCCCCUUCACGUUCAUGCUAUGGAGUAUGCUUGCACCUCGAUGUCAAAUGAUCUGCAACUGUGCUUUUAUACGCUUUUGUAUUCAUAGAGAAAGAUCUCCGGUUUUUUUGUAAUAUCAUGUCAUUUUUUCGUUGAUGUGUAAAAUAGCUUUGAGCAAGUCUCAGAGGAAUGUAAUUUGUCUACUUCUCAUUCAAUGGAAUAACACGUUCUCUA
Spinacia oleracea (spinach) is the source of this 2227-nucleotide messenger RNA. RefSeq names its product bifunctional riboflavin biosynthesis protein RIBA 1, chloroplastic. NCBI's taxonomy places the organism in Eukaryota, Viridiplantae, Streptophyta, Magnoliopsida, Caryophyllales, Amaranthaceae. Gene Ontology annotation, cellular component: chloroplast. Gene Ontology annotation, molecular function: GTP cyclohydrolase II activity; 3,4-dihydroxy-2-butanone-4-phosphate synthase activity. The coding region runs from base 242 to 1927 and encodes 561 amino acids. The transcript has 7 exons. Gene Ontology annotation, biological process: riboflavin biosynthetic process. The record is from RefSeq and is a predicted model, not a curated record.